This is a messenger RNA of Rasamsonia emersonii CBS 393.64, 282 nucleotides long. RefSeq lists its product as uncharacterized. The transcript has a single exon. The annotation marks the transcript as partial. The record is from RefSeq and is a predicted model, not a curated record. NCBI's taxonomy places the organism in Eukaryota, Fungi, Ascomycota, Eurotiomycetes, Eurotiales, Trichocomaceae.
GCUAGUUCAGUCUGUUCAGAUAUCUGUGCGGCAGGUUCUGUUCUGCUCUGUUCUGUGUGCUUCCCCCACGUCUUCCACAGAAUCUUGUUGGUGGUGUUCUGGAUUGUUGGAUGUCUUAUCUCUGCAGUCAAACGCCUUGACUUGCUGUUAGAUGAACGUCCAGCGGGAUCAAUAUUAUUCGACAGCGGGCGAACCGUCAAAAGUCUUGGCAUUGGCGCUACUCAAGACAAACGGAAGGAGCCACGGCGGAAGAACGCUCAAAUUAACCGGAAGCUCGUCUGA